Messenger RNA from Anguilla rostrata (American eel), 1644 nucleotides. It is a transcript of the gene gkap1, whose product is annotated as G kinase anchoring protein 1. The coding region runs from base 332 to 1429 and encodes 365 amino acids. Gene Ontology annotation, cellular component: Golgi apparatus. The transcript has 12 exons. Gene Ontology annotation, biological process: signal transduction. Lineage: Eukaryota; Metazoa; Chordata; Actinopteri; Anguilliformes; Anguillidae. The record is from RefSeq and is a predicted model, not a curated record.
ACCACCGAGAGGGACUGAAAAAGUCAAAAGGAGAGCGCUGAACUCAUCUGAAGAUUCGGCUAGAAAUAAACAACGGUGUUUGACGGUUGCGACUGGAAAGAGGUCAAAGCGAACGACGUGAAUGCUGAGUUUGAUGCAGAGAACAUGAGAGUUAUGAGUGUAUUCAAAGAAGUUGUCCUGAAAAGAUUAUAUUAAAAAAGGCAGAUUUUUUUUUUUGUUAGUAUUAGACGUUGGCAGUGAAAAAGCGAGGCCGCACGUUGCCGAGGAGACAGAUUUAAUCUCAGCGUUAGCAUCUGACUAAUGCUUCAUUGAGAACACAGCAGAUAAAGAAAUGACGUCGGCAGUGAUUUCCGUGACGACUACAGCCUCGCGCUUCGCGCUGCUGCAGGUGGAUUCGGACUCGGACUCCGACUCGGAACCGGGAAAGACCAAGAGCAGCCGGCAGUCGGGGGCGAGGGCGGGCAAAUCGGCGGCCGGUAAAACAAACGCCAACAACGACAAGCGGAAGGAGAAGAGAAAGAGGAAGAAGGAACAGCAACAGAGUGAGGCAAAUGAGUUGAGGAGCCUGGCCUUUAAGAAGCUCCCCCAGAAGGCCUGCCCCCCCCAGACGACAGGGGGACCCCCACCUGGUGCUGGUGAGACGGAACUCCCCCAGGAGGGCUGGCAGCAAUGGAAACAGAGAGACGAACAGUUAACCAGCGAGCUGUAUGAGGCAGAUCUGGAGAAGGCCUUGAUACUGAGCCAACUGGACUAUGAGGAGCACAAGCAGGAUUAUGAAAGUGCGGAUGCCACUUCCUCUGCAGCCAAAGGCGGCAGGAAGGACAAGCGGAAGAACCAGCAGGGCAAGGAGAGGCAGCGAGUCACAGUGUCUCUGAAAGACUUCCAUACGGAGGGCCACAUCGACCAGCUGAACAAGAAACAGGAGAAAGAGGAGCCCAAAACUGUCAGUCCAGCUCUCCAUUGCGACCGGUUCUUUAACAAGCUGGAGGAUGAUGUCAGCAAGAUCGUCCUGCGGGAGAAACGGCGAGAACAGUUCAGCAACAGCAGCGGCCUGGAGGUGACCACAUCGACAGAGCAUGAACCGGACGUGAGGGCGGAGCAGCUGAAGUACGAGCUGGAGAAGAAGGACCUGGAGAUCGAGAGGCUGAAGAACGUGAUCGCUCAGUGGGAGAGUAAAUACAAGGAAGUAAAAGCGAGAAACGCACUGCUGCUGAAGAUUCUGCAGCAAGGAGAAAUGAAAGAUAAGGCUGAGAUUCUGCUGCAAGUGGAGGAGCUUCUGAACAUAAAAGAAGAACUUUCCUCACAGGUGACUCUGUUGCACGCAUCCCUUGAACAAGAGAAGUCGAAAGUGAAGGGCCUGCAGUCAGACCAGCCCAAACACCACCAGGGGAAUAAGAAGGGCAAAAAAGCACUGGAGGCAGAUCUAUGAGACUGGAGCAGGAUGGAUCCCCCCCCAGCCUCCCCCCCACCUCCUGCACACUCACGCCCAGUAAACGCUGUCCUACUGCGGAUACUGAUUGGUGCUCUGAAGGCUGAUCUAAUUAGAGGGGAGGGGUUUAUGGGUAAGGGGCGUGUCCUGCUGGGGGCAGUGUCGAGCUCACUGUUUCUGACUCGCAUACCUUAUCAAUAAAGCUUUCCACUUCA